Molecule: messenger RNA, 372 nt
Organism: Penicillium cosmopolitanum
Lineage: Eukaryota; Fungi; Ascomycota; Eurotiomycetes; Eurotiales; Aspergillaceae
Exons: 1
Coding region: 1-372 (123 amino acids)
Source: RefSeq, a predicted model, not a curated record
AUGCCGGAGCGCCAUCCGGACCACAUCACUGCGGAAAUGCUCCUUUUUCAUCUGCCAAAAAGCAAAGCAGCAGAGCUGAAACGGCUUGCAUCACCGCCAGACGGAUCUCGAAUUUCCACUUACGACGCAUUUUCCGCUUACCUAUGGCGAACAGUCAGUCGACUACGGGCACCCCUCUUCAAGCCAGAUCUCUCAGCACCUCUAUUUUGGUCUGAGGCAGUUGACAUGCGACGGCGUAUGCACAGCCCCAAGUUUCACCCCCGGGUUCAACAAAAUGUAAUGUCUGCUGCACUCUCAGACAGAGUUCCUGUAACUGCGCCUGCGGCGACAGAGGUGAUUUCCGAAUGGCCGCUGGGGAAACUCGCAUUUUAA